Molecule: messenger RNA, 1050 nt
Organism: Brassica oleracea var. oleracea
Lineage: Eukaryota; Viridiplantae; Streptophyta; Magnoliopsida; Brassicales; Brassicaceae
Product: agamous-like MADS-box protein AGL93
Exons: 1
Coding region: 1-1050 (349 amino acids)
Biological process (GO): positive regulation of transcription by RNA polymerase II
Molecular function (GO): DNA-binding transcription factor activity, RNA polymerase II-specific; cis-regulatory region sequence-specific DNA binding; protein dimerization activity
Source: RefSeq, a predicted model, not a curated record
AUGGCUUCUUAUUCUUCUUCUUCGUCUUCUCUCUUCAAGAAACCUUCUUCUUCGGAAGCUAAACGCUUAACUAAAAGACAAGAGAAUGUCUUCAAGAAAGCUAACGAGCUUUCAAUCCUCUGUGGCGUCGAAGUCUGCGUCAUCUACUACGGAUCAAACGGAGAGCUCAAAACAUGGCCUGAGGACAGAGAGAAGGUCAAAGACAUGGCUCGAAGGUACAGUGAACUAAGCGAAGCGAAGCGUGAAGUAAAACAAUAUGAUCUUGACCUGUUUCUUGAGAGUAUCAAGAAGGAUAAUGAUUCCAAGAAUAAGAAAAAGAAGAAGAAGAGAGCGAAGCUUGGAUCCAGUUACAAGUAUCCAGACUGGCAUCCGAGGUUUGAUAAGUACUCUGUAGAGCAACUCGAGGUGCUGAUUCAGUCUUUGGAGCGUAGUCAAACCAUGAUGCAACAUAGGCUUCGAGCUGUUGUUGAAUCUCAAAGACAGAGGAAUAUGCAUUACACGAACAUGGCUGGUCAAGAACAGAUCAUGGUUCCAGAACGUUCAAACCAAGCUUCCAUGAAUCUGUUUAACCAUGGAAACAGUACUUUACCGCAAAGCCAAGCCUCGAUAUCAGCUUCUAACCAAGCGUAUUCUCUGGCUCCGUUACCAAACUCACUGACUAUACACCAGGAUCCGAAUAUGGAGAUGUAUUCUAGGUUACUUGCGUCACAAGGAGCUGGGAUGAAUGAGGUUUUUAACACGAGCAUGUUACCCUACAACGGCUUCAACACCAACUGUCUUAAUGGUUUCUCUAACCAGUUUUAUCAGAAUUGUUUCGAAGUGGAAGAUCCCUAUGGGGUUCAAGGAGCUGGGAUCAACAACAACAUGAAAGUGGAAGAUUAUUCUGGGUUACUUUGGACGCAAGGAACUGGGAUGAACGGGUUGCAGAACGGCUACAACAGCAACAACAAUAACACCAAUGGUUAUCCGCAUCAGCUUGUUCAAACACCACCGGUUUAUCAAUACAUGGAUCGGUCAACACAGAGUGUCAGACCUCUCUAUGAGAUUUGA